AAAGUUUAUCGCUUGAUGCUCGGCUGCUUUAGAUGGAAACCAGAAGUUUUCCCAGGAGGGUCAGCUGAUAAUGAUACGGUACUCAACUUAUCCAGAGAACACACAUCGACUUCUGCCUGUGAUUUGUCUAUUACAAGUGUCAGUUUACCAGCAUCAUCGUCUGUCAGCAGUUCACAGUCUACUUCAUUUGAGCCGGCUCCUACGGUUUCAAAGAGUCAGUGUUCAGUUUCCAAAAGCAAUUUCUCAAUACUGAAUUUAACAAAAGAUUGUGUGAAACACACCAGCUCGGUUAUCAAACAAGAGAAUGAGUCUGAUCCCCUUCCCCCUGAUACAGCGGAGACCAUCGCACAAGAAGUGGAGUGCUCUCCUCAGCGUCCGGCGUCUAGAGACAGUUGUUGUGUGGAAAACACUCAAGACUCUGUCGCGUCAGCUGCUGACUCUGAACACACCAAAGGAGUUGAGGGUUCUGCGAUGGACCAUGGUUACAAUUCAGAGACCAAUGAUGAAAUUCAGAGUGACCAAGAAGAGAGUUACAAAAAAGUGAAAAGGAAACCUGGAAGACCACGAAGUUUACACAAAAAGGACAAAGUAAAAGGUAAGGUGGGUAGAGUUUGGGAAUUUAUACGUGAUCUAAUCAUGGACCCAAAAUACAACCCCAAAGUGAUCUCAUGGGAAGAUCGAGAGAAAGGGUUGUUUCGCUUUCGAAGCGGAGACCAAGUUGCCAAGCUGUGGGGCUGCAAGCGGGGAAACCCUCGCAUGAACUUUGAAAACUUCAGUAGAUCCAUCAGGCAAAACUACAAGAAAGGUUACUUGUUGCCGGUGGAGAAGAUUCGUCUGGUGUACCAGUUCGGGCCUCGCUCCACGGGUUGGCGUCCGGGUGAUCCCCCCACUAAACCCGUCACUCUCCCCUCCAACACCCCCUCCCCCUCCGCCGCGGCUGCUGCCACUACUGUUGCUCAAUAGAUUGUACCCCCCCCCCUUUGUAGUGGCUGCAAAGGCUUAUUUAUGGUGUUACUUAGUGUUUAAUGUAUUUUUUUAUAAAUUUGUUAUUCUAUAUGUUAAAUGUCUUAAUUUAUUUGAAUCUUAUAACGAAUUGACUUGAUAGACAAGUAUAAAAAUGUAAUGGUUUCAGUUAAAUUCUGGAACGUAUAAAAAGCGGAAUGAAAAUAUUCAAUAAUUAGAAUAUUUUAAAAGCUUGGUUAAAAAAUGAAAGCAACAACUUUAUCACUGAAACUCGUUAUUUAUUUCUUAUUACGUUUAUGUUGAUAAUUUACUGUUUUGCUUGAAUGUUAAAUGCUAGAAAGUUGUAAAUAAACGGUUUACUAUUACGGUUUAAAUAUUUCUAAAAUUUUAUUAUAUAUGUAAAUUGUUGUUGAUAUGGAGAUGUAGGUAUUUUAUUAUAUAGCCUACCUAGUUUAUAUUUUUGUAUGAAGAUACUUUGUAAGAGUAAUUUUAUAGUUAGUAAGUAUAAAUUAAAUAGGCCCAAUUAUUCCCUUGAAAAUAUAAUUUUGUGAAGUUUGUUUACAGAUAGUGUAGUUAUUUGAGGAACAAGGCCCAUUUACUACAGGGUUUGUUAGAUUUAACGUUUGAGGUCCACUACCACCUGAGUGACUUGAGUCUUGUGUGCUGAUGUGUUUUGAGCACAAAUUGAAAUUAACCUUAAAUACUCACUGGAGCAUAGUUUGUUUUUCAUGGCUUAUCUUGUAUAAUGAGUUUUUCACUUUAACACGUUUGCUGUACUAUUCUCUGUCACUUGCAUGAGUGUUUGUAUGCUUGAACAUCAUACAAUACGUCAAAUACACUUAUAAUUAUUGUUGAGCAAAUCAAAAAACGAAGUAAAGUUAAGUUGAUUUUAACAACUGCUGUCCAAAGUUAUGUAAAACCAGUAAAGAAAGAGAUUACGUUACGAUAGUGAACAUCUAUCCUCAACAGAUUAAACGUUGGUUAAAAAUUAAGAGCUUUAUCUGUAGAAAUUAUGGUCAAUGAUAAAAAUAAAAACGUGUGUAUAUUAAGUUUGAUAAGCCUCGCGCUUUGUAGGAGGAGCCUUAACACUUUUUCCAGGAUCAACUUGCUUGUUGUGAAUCAGUAGAAAGGCGCCUAGUGCCUUUUUAUUAAACAAACUGAAACAUAGGAACAGCGUUCAGGGCGUCUUAAAUAAGUAUUGCUUUAUAAACUGUGGAUUUGUCCUUCAAAAGUGUAUUCUUUUGUGGCAUGGUAAAAAGGUUGGGACCACAAUAAUGCAUAUGUUGAGUUUGUGUAUAUGUGUUAAUUUCUCAGGGUAAAAAAGUCAAACCUUAAAAAUGUUUGUCACUAAGAUAAAUUAAAAUCCCUCAGGUAAAGGUGAAAACUAUUAAUAUAUUUAGACACUUUUAAAAACUUAUACUGUAAUAACUUUAUAUAAUAUUUUUCUUGUUAUUUUAUUUUCUGAUCUUUAUCUUAGAAACAAAAUUAACAGUCUGCUUUACCUAUCAGCUACAACCCAUUUAUAGGACUACAUAAAUGGAUUAUCAAUAUGACAUCAUAAUUCAUAACACGAUGCACAUUAGCUUUUUCCAUUCUUCAGUAGAAUUUAUUUUGUCUUUCUUCAACUUUUCUUAAUAAGUGUAAGAUUCAUUUUCAUUAGAUAAAAACAAUGUGUAUAACCGCUUUAACACAUUUGUGAUAGCUUCAAAAGUGAAACUGUUUUAAAAGCAUGUGCAGCAUUUAAUUGUUUUUGUAGUUUAGUUUGGUUUCAACAAUAAUAAUUAUUCUCUUUAAUUAACACUGCUAUUUUUUAAAGGAUGAUUAGAUUUUAGUUCACUUUUUUGACACUGGGGCACUAGUCUUCACAGGAUGUAUCUCUUUAACUUGAUAAUGUAAAACUCUUCAAAGUUAACAUUGUUUUUUUAAAAACACAGUACACCAAGUCAAUGUUACUUAAAUUUUCAUGGGCUUCUUUAAACCUUUAAAGUGCCUAAAAACCAUAUUUUCACAUGUAUUUGUCUCCUUUUACUGUUUUAACAGUAGUUUGUAAAUUAGGUUUUCCACCCAUAACAAUGGCACUAAUAUCAGGGGCGGUGCCUUAUAGCUUUCCUUUUGAAAAUUAUUAUCUUCAUUAAUUAGUUUUGGAAUAAAGUAGGAAAUGUAUGUUUCAAGCACUUGCAUGUCAAUUAUUAUUGGGUUUUAACAGUUUAACUUGGGUUGAUAUGUAUAAAUGUUUGAAAAUACAUUUACGCAUGGUAUUUAAAUACUAAAUUAGAUAAUGUUAAUGUUAUUGCAAGAUUUUAUAAAUAAAGUAAAGUGCUGUUUAGUCUCUUACAGUAUAUUUACAAAUUGAGCUUUUAAACAGCACAAGGCCUAUUUAAGAAUCACUGGAUUUCGAUAAAGUGUAAUUUAAUUUUGCUUCCUAUUAAACCUUAAUUUUUUGUAUAUGAGUAAAAACUCCUUCAGUCUUAUAGUUAAAUGAUUGUUUGAAAUUUUAAAUAUUUUAUAGCAAAGAUGUUUGCUAGUAGGAAAACGGUCAUAAAAAAUUGCAAAAGUAAACAUAGAUAGGCUACUAGAUAGAUAUUAUAUUCUUUCAAUAUAUGUACAAUUCCAUUUUUUUUUAUCAUUGCUAAUACGUAGCCCUAUGUCUUAAACUCAAACUUUAAAAAUCUGGUCCUAAAUGUAAAACUUUAUUACAUCAAAAAUUAUAGAAAAGGCAAUUAGUAUAUUUAGGCUAUGUUUUGCGUUUGUUAUUAGCUUUGAAAAUCUAAAAAGGCAAACGAUUUAUAUUAUCUUAGCCUAUAUUGCCAUGUAAACUGAAGGGUUUUAUUUUUUUAAAUUGUAUUGUAACUCCAAUUAAAUUCUAUAUUCUUCGAUCUUUUUCUGUAAAUGUUGCUACAUAAUGUCAUUAAUGUCUGUGAUCGUCUUAGCAUUGGUCAUUGUCAUAGGUUCUCCGGAAUACCAGAACGUGAUUUUUAAUAUUUUUCAAAUGAAUUUUAGCUUUUGUUGUGAACAUGUUUUCCUUAGUCGAUGGUUCUUUAAUGUAUCUGUUCCACAGCUAUUGUAUUUUCUGUGUGCAAUUUCACCCAUAACAUGUUAUAGACUAGUAAGCCUAAACUGGCGAGCACAUAAGCAGACAGUGAAGCCAAAUUAAUGUACCAAUAUUAUUGUGUUAGGCCUAUCGCAAAUGUUUAAUUGUGAAAUGCUCAAAGAAGUACCAUGACUGUUAAAUGUAGUUUUGGGAAUCGGCACACUCAUCAAGCACUGGUGACUGUUACACACUUACUUAUGCUAAAUGUUGUGUUAUAAUGCCCUCACUAGAGUAGGAAACACCCCUUACCUCACUGUUGGUUAUCUUCAUCUGCUCAAGAAUAUUUAAUAUAGUCCUUAAACUAAACACAUUGAAGGUAAAUAUUGCUAUUUGGCACUUUACUUCUGUUCUCCAUUUAUUUUGAUUUUUAUUCAACAGUAUUGGGGUGAAAUAUAAAUUCAAUGGUCAAUUUUUCGGCACAAUAUAGAAAAUACAUGUUCUUUUUAUCUAAUAGAAAAUAAAAUAUUUUCAGUAAUUGAUUUAAAAUAAUACAAUUUGUUUAAGCUGGAAUUACUGAAAUUCACACCACUCACAAUUUUAGGAAUAAUAUGAGUUACAAUUUGAGAUACAAUUUUUCUAACCCUAACAUUUUGUGCUAAUUUUAAAGUAGGCUGUAGGAAAGUUACUCUCAGAGUUUGCAAGACAGUGAGAUAUUUUACCUGCAAUGUGUUUUUACAGAGAAGUGAGGUAAAGAGGAAACUUGCUUAUAGGACAACCGUGCUCUUUCAGCUCUUGUGUGUUGUGCCAAAAAUAUACUUGUGACAAGCAAGGAAGAGCCCUGCUAGCACUGUGCGGAUAUUCCUUUUACACAGGGCACAGGGUCUUCCUCCAACGUCAGCGUUGUAGAACAUGAGGACAUUGACAUUGCCCUAGACACCACUUAAGUUUACCAUUGAAUUUUUCCUUACCUUACUUCUCUGUGGUUUAAUAUAGUAAAGUAUGUACUUCUUGAUUUCUGCUUUAUAGUGAAUAAAGAGUGCUCAAGUCUCUACCAAUCUGUACCAAAUGAGUGGUUUUUGUAGAUGUGAUAUUCUAUUUCAAGAGAUAAAAUCAAAUAUUUUUGUAAAUUUAUAAAGUAAACAUUGUUUUUAUUAUUAUUUCUAUACUUUGAGAAAUGUUAAAAUACUGGUAAAAUGGAUAUUGUGUUGAUAUCUUGUAAAGUAAAUUGUUAACCUUCAUAAACAUCGAAUGUGUAUUUUACAAGUUAAAAAUUUAUAAAUUUACUCCAGCCAUCAAAAAAAUCCAUUUUGCUAGUUAUUGAAUAUACUUAAAAUAAAAAUAUAAUUGGUAACUUUUGAUGAACUAUAUAUCUGCUUCUAGUUCAACAGCACAUGUUAACUAGUUUCACAAAAUAAAUACUUGGAAUACAUAAAAAUUGUAUUUCUACCUGUAAAUCUCAGUAAGCGUGUGUUGUUUGUAUUUUUCAUAGUAAUGCAUAGUCCGGAUGUGACCAUAGGUCUAGUUAAUGCCAACAUAAAUUCUUGUGUUUAUAAUUGUUGUAUCUCUAUGAAAGUUUGUACCAGUUUUUGCAAGGUUGUAUCCUAUAUGUUAGUAGCUAUGUGUUCUUCAAUUGAAACUGUUGAUGGCAUCUAUAUGGAUUUAAUGUUUCAUCUGAUUCUUUUAUCGAUAGAAUCAUAUCAGUGUUUGGGCCUAUCGCCUACUUCCUCCCCUAAAUAAACAAUUAAUUGUUUGCCAUAACAGCAUUCCAAGUCAUUGAAAUAAAUAUACUUUGAAAGAAAAUCAUAUUGUUAAAAAGUGUUGUCAUACAAGGUGAUCUUCUGAGUCCAUCCUGUUUCUUUAUUUAAUUUUAAAGCAAUAAAAUGAAAACUUCAUAAAGCAAGGAAGACUGACAAACCAACAGUUUUAGAAAUGAUUGCUUAGUUGUUCACCGUGAAAUACUUUACUUUGCCUGUUUAAGACUGAAAAUAAUAAGAGAUAUUGGAAGUGCCAUGUUGUGGGGUACUGCUUAAAGUCUUCAUCUAAUUGUUGUUAUAAACAAGGUGUCUAUUCUGAUUUGCGUUAUUGAGAAUUUGAUUUUUCUAUCAGUGUUUUUAUUCUUAGUAAUUUUAGAAUAAAUGUUUUUACCAGUUUUCAUAUAAAGAACAUUACCGAUAUUUUGUACUUGCAGUAUUGUAUUGCAAUUUAAAAAAAUAUAUUUAUUUCUAGUUUUUUCAUAGUUUUCUACAUUCUAAUUAGAGACAUCAGGAAUAGAUGCCUUGCAUGGUUUGUGUGCACAUUAAAUGAUUUCAUAAUUCUGUAGGCAGUGCUAAUGUAGUUAAUUAUUAAUAUAUUUACAAUUAAGUGUUUUCUUUUAUAAUGUGUAAUAUCUGGACCGAUACAGGGUAUUUAGUGGAAACUAGUAAAAAUACUGUAAUCAAU
This is a messenger RNA of Macrosteles quadrilineatus (aster leafhopper), 6433 nucleotides long. RefSeq names its product ETS-related transcription factor Elf-3-like. Gene Ontology annotation, molecular function: sequence-specific DNA binding; DNA-binding transcription factor activity, RNA polymerase II-specific. Gene Ontology annotation, biological process: cell differentiation; regulation of transcription by RNA polymerase II. The coding region runs from base 16 to 963 and encodes 315 amino acids. The record is from RefSeq and is a predicted model, not a curated record. Lineage: Eukaryota; Metazoa; Arthropoda; Insecta; Hemiptera; Cicadellidae. Gene Ontology annotation, cellular component: nucleus. The transcript has 5 exons.